Lottia gigantea (owl limpet) is the source of this 2826-nucleotide messenger RNA. RefSeq lists its product as hypothetical. Bases 1 to 2772 code for a protein of 923 amino acids. Gene Ontology annotation, molecular function: peptide receptor activity; guanylate cyclase activity; ATP binding. The record is from RefSeq and is a predicted model, not a curated record. Gene Ontology annotation, biological process: protein phosphorylation; receptor guanylyl cyclase signaling pathway; intracellular signal transduction. Gene Ontology annotation, cellular component: membrane. Lineage: Eukaryota; Metazoa; Mollusca; Gastropoda; Lottiidae. The transcript has 22 exons.
AUGAACAAUGACGUCGAUGUAUUUUUGGGUCCUGUGUGUGAUUAUAGCUUAGCCCCAGUAGCACGUUACUCUCCCUAUUGGAACAUUCCUGUCAUUUCACCAGGAGGGUUUGCUCAUGAUUUUGGUGCCAACAAAACCGAGCCCGAUUCGGAAUACCCAGCUUUAACUCGAGUUGGUGUAACUUUUAAUUCCCUAUCAAUAACAAUACUAGAAAUUAUCAAACAUUUUCAAUGGAAACGUAUUAAGAUUAUUUAUGAUGGUAACUCAAUGGAAGAUAUUGCCCCACGGUUCUGUUUUCUUGGAGCCGCUGCCUUCGUUGCCUAUUUGGUAGUUAUGUGUACAUCAUUAGACUCGGCUAGAGAAUUAAUGAUCUCAGCAAGAAAACUGAAUUUUGAUAAUGGAGAAUAUGUGUUUAUUAAUGUUGAUUUAUUCAGUGGUAAAGAACAGAGUGAAAGGCCGUGGUAUAGAAAGAACGAUACACAUGAAAGGAAUGAAGAAGCAAGGAAGGCUUUUGAAAUAUUGAUGACUGUCAGACUGCGGGAACCAACGUCCAAGGAAUAUGUCAAGUUUUCACAGGCGUUUAAUAGCUUUAUUGGCAUUUUCCACGAUGCUGUUUUGAUGUAUGCUCAAGUUCUUAAUAAAAGUAUCGAGGCAGGAAACACGUUCCACGACAACAUCAAAUUAUCUCAAAGUCUGUGGAACCGAUCUUUUACUGGAUUAAGUGGUCAGAUAUAUAUAGAUGAAAAUGGUGACAGAUUAAUAGAUUAUUCUUUGUUGGAUCUGAAUCCACAUACUGGAGUAUUUGAGGUCGUGGCAAAUUACAUAGGAAGAGAAAAGAGAUUUGUUGGUGUAAAAGGUAAAACGAUACACUGGGGUGGUGGUAAUACAGGUCCACCUAAAGACAGACCAACUUGUGGUUUUGAUAAUGCUUUAUGUCCACAAGAAGAGCCGAUGCCAGAUUAUAUAAUAGUAAUGAUAGUACUUGGAUCAUUGUUGGUGUUGGUUCUCAUGGUUGUUUUACUCAUUUAUAGACAUCUGAAAAUGGAAGCUGAAUUAAUGAAAAUGAAUUGGAGAAUAAGAUGGGAUGACUUGAUGUCACAGACUAAAAAUCUUGCUCGUCAAGACAGUCGAUAUUUUACUCAAAGGAAACAUUCACUAAUUAGCACAGACUCCUAUGAAAAUAUUCCACUUUGUAAGCAAAGCAAGAAAGAAAAACAACUUUUUACCAAAACAGCUUUCUACAAGGGCUUAUUAAUAGCAGUAAAACCAGUAAAUAAAAAUAGUAUAUCUAUCAAUAAGUCACUACUUGUUGAAAUUAAACGAAUAAAAGAUUUACAGAAUGAUCAUAUUGUGAGGUUUGUUGGGGCAUGUAUUGACCCUCCACAUUGUUGUAUAUUAACAGAAUAUUGUCCUAAAGGUAGCUUACAGGAUGUACUGGAAAAUGAAAAGAUAAGUUUAGAUUGGAUGUUUAGAUAUUCCAUAAUGCAAGAUAUAGUAAGGGGAAUGAUUUAUCUGCAUGCCAGUGAAAUACGUUGCCAUGGGAACCUUAAAAGCACAAAUUGCGUUGUUGAUAGUCGUUUUGUGGUUAAAAUAACAGAUUUUGGCUUACGGCACUUCCGAGAAGAUAACAUGGCAUCAAUCGACGAAUUAGAUAAUACUAAUUCAUCUAGUCGAUGUAAACUAUGGACUGCACCAGAGAUUCUGAGAACAUGUAUUAAGAAUUUCAAUGGAACCCAGAAAGGCGAUGUUUAUAGUUUUGCUAUUAUUUGUCAAGAAAUUGUGUAUAGAAAAGGCGUUUUUCAUAUACAGAUGUUAAAAUUUAAUCCUCAUGAUAUCUUAAUAAAAGUACAGAAUGGUUUGAAACCUUAUUUUCGACCGACAUUAGAAGAUUAUGACUGUCCAUGUGAUGAGUUAGCGGGUAUUAUUAGGCGAUGCUGGUCAGAAGAUCCUACUGAAAGACCAGAUUUUCAAAGUUUGAAACAUAUCAUUAGGAAAAUGAAUAGGGAAGGUGAUAAAGGCAAUAUUUUAGAUAAUUUACUAUCCCGAAUGGAACAAUACGCAAAUAAUUUAGAAGCAUUAGUCGCUGAAAGAACAGCUGAUUAUUUAGAGGAAAAGAAAAAGACAGAAAACCUUCUUUAUUUGAUGUUACCAAAAUCUGUUGCUGGUCAACUAAUACGAGGUGAAACUGUUGCUGCAGAAACAUUUGAACAAGUUACCAUAUAUUUUAGUGAUAUUUGUGGUUUUACUGCUCUUUCAGCAGAAAGUACACCAAUGCAGGUUGUAAAUUUGUUAAAUGAUUUAUAUACAGCAUUUGAUUCUAUAAUUGAACAUUUCGAUGUUUAUAAAGUAGAAACAAUUGGUGAUGCAUAUAUGGUAGUAUCUGGACUUCCGGUUAGAAAUGGUAACCUUCACGCCAGAGAAAUAGCUAGGAUGUCUUUAGCUUUACUGAAGGCAGUUUUGUCGUUCCGUAUUAAACACAGACCAAACGAGCAGCUGAAAUUACGAAUCGGAAUACACACAGGUCCUGUUGUCACAGGGGUAGUUGGUUUAAAGAUGCCUCGCUAUUGUUUAUUUGGUGAUACAGUUAAUACAGCGUCCAGAAUGGAAUCGAAUGGACUUCCGUUGAAGAUCCACGUGAGCAGCAUUACAAAAUCUAUUUUAGAUACAUUCGGAUGUUUUCAUUUAGAAUUGAGAGGUGAAGUUGACAUGAAGGGUAAAGGAUCACAAAUAACAUAUUGGCUAAUAGGUGAAUCUGAUGAUACUUGUGUGUAGUAUUAAAUUAUUAUUGUUUAUUUAUAUUUUAUAAUAAAUUUAUUCUAGUAUUUU